Molecule: messenger RNA, 2174 nt
Organism: Amphiprion ocellaris (clown anemonefish)
Lineage: Eukaryota; Metazoa; Chordata; Actinopteri; Pomacentridae
Product: tripartite motif-containing protein 16-like
Exons: 1
Coding region: 56-1684 (542 amino acids)
Molecular function (GO): zinc ion binding; protein binding
Source: RefSeq, a predicted model, not a curated record
CUAGCUUCAGGUACGAGGAAGUCAAACUUAACAGUCUGUGUGACUGAGAGGAGAAAUGGCGCAGCAACGAAAUCAGCUGGAUUCAGAGAAACUCUCUUGUUACAUCUGUCUGGAUCUACUGAAGGAUCCGGUCACUACUUCCUGUGGACACAGCUACUGCAUGGACUGUAUUAAAACACAAUGGGAUGGAGAGGAUGGUGAGGAUGGUAAGAGAAUCUACAGCUGCCAUCAGUGCAGGAAGAUUUUCACGCCGAGGCCUGACCUGGAGAAAAACGUCACGUUGGCAGAAUUAGUGGAGGAGAUGAAGAAGACCGGACUCCAAGCUGCUGCUGCUGAUCACUGCUAUGCUGGAGCUGAAGAUGUAGCCUGUGAUGUCUGCACUGGCAGGAAGAUGAAGGCUUUCAGGUCCUGUCUGGUCUGUUUGACUUCUUAUUGUGAAAAUCACCUCCAACUUCACUACGAUUUGGCUCAACUGAAGGAACAUCAGCUGGUGGAGCCCUCCAAGAACCUCCAGGAGAACAUCUGCUCUCGUCAUGAUGAGGUGAUGAGGGUUUUCUGUUGCACUGAUCAGCAGUUGAUCUGUUAUCUCUGCACAAUGGAUGAACAUGAAGGCCAUGAAACAGUCCCAGCAGCAGCAGAAAGGACGAAGAAGCAGGAGAAGCUGGAGGCCAUCAAAGUCUCAGCUGAUAAAACAGUGGAGGACAGUGAGGAGAUGUUCACCCAGAUGAUUCAUCUCAUUCAGAAAAGAAUCUCUGAUGUGAAGCAGCAGAUCAGAUCCCAGCAGGAGACUGAAGUGAGUCGAGUCAAAGAGCUUGAGGAGAAGCUGGAGCAGGAGAUCAGUUAUCUGAAGGAGAAAGAAGCUGAGCUGAAGCAGUUCUCAAAUACACCAGAUCACAGCCAGUUUCUCCACAGCUACUCCUCAGUGUCAGCACUCAGUGAGUCCACUCACGCAUCCAGCAUGAACAUCCAUCCUCAGAGACACUUUGAGGACGGGACGGCAGCUGUGAAAGAGCUCAGAGAUCAAAUGCAGGACGUUCUGAGGGACACGUGGACAAACAUCUCACUGACAAUCACUGAAGUGGAUGUUCUACUGCCAGAGCCAGAACCAAAGACCAGAGAUGAGUUCUUAAAAUAUUCAAGAGAGAUCACUCUGGAUCCAAACACAGCACACAGAGAGCUAGAAUUAUCUGAUGGAGACAGAAAAGUAACAUUAAUGGAUGAAGGACAAUAUUAUCCUGAUCAUCCAGACAGAUUCAUUAGAUGUUGUCAGGUCCUGAGUAAAGAGAGCCUGACUGGACGUUGUUACUGGGAGGUGAAGUGGAGCGGAGACGAAGUUGGUGUGUCGGUCGCAUAUAAGAAAAUCUGCAAAACUGGAACCUCAGAUGAAUGUGAAUUUGGACAAAAUGACAGAUCUUGGUCUUUGUAUUGUUACAUCCACGGUUAUUCAUUUUUAUACAACAACACUCCAACUCACAUCUCUGGUCCUCAGUCCUCCACAGUCGGAGUUUAUCUGGAUCACAGUGCAGGUAUUCUGUCUUUCUACAGCGUCUCUGAAACCAUGACUCUCCUCUACAGAGUCCAGACCACAUUCACUGAGCCCAUACAUGCUGGAGUUCGGUUUUCAAACUAUGGACUUGAUGUUUAUGGUGAUAGGGAGACUGCAAAGUUCUUAAAACUCAAAUAGAGUAAUUCCAGUGUCUGAGGGUCAGUUCAUGUUCAGUCCUGAUUUAAGUUCAUGAUAUAGAGUUUACUUCUGUAGUUGCAGCAUUAAUUAGUCAGAUGAUGACAGAACUGAUUGAUUCUUUAAGGUUUUAGUCAUUUGCAAAUCUGCAUUUAGCUUUUGAAACAUUUCUUGGUUUUAUUUUUCAUAUCUGUCAAGUAACUGAAUGUUUUUGUGGGUUUUGGAUUCACACUGUUGAAUUGUUGAGCUGUGGGGGCUUCAAAUGUUUGUUUGUUUUAGCAUUUUCUGACAUUUUACGCUCAUAAUGAUUCACAGAGAAAAUAAUCAGCAUGCAAUAAUCAUUAAUUGAAGUCUUGUAAUCCAUAGUUUGAUCAUUUCUGUUUGAUAUUUUCUGUGUGACAACUGAGAUUAUUGUUGAUGAACAACCAGUUUGUCUGAAUGUAUUUGAGUCAAUGUUUAAUGUUUUGUAUGAAUUUAUUACAUAAAAGCACAA